AAUUGAAGUAACUUCUUUUACCGAGAAAAUUUCCCUACUAGCGCUAUGCAGAUCUGAUUUUGGAAGGUCGUCAGAUCGCACGUGCUAAAGGCACUUGCACGGCAUCCAGCGCGUGGCGUGUACUACCUACCAGCAACGAUGGUCAAGGAUGAUGUGAAUUCCGAGAACAAUCCACUACUGACUCCCUGGAAAGCGGGACGCUUCGAGCUGUCGAACAGGGUGGUGCUUGCACCGCUGACAAGGUGCAGAGCGCUUGGGACUGUGCCGCAGCCGGCUGCGGUGGAGUACUACUCUCAGCGUGCGACCAAGGGCGGCCUCAUGAUCAGUGAGGCCACAGUGAUCUCUCCUGAGGGCCAUGGGUACCCUGAGACACCAGGAAUCUACACCCAGGAGCAGAUCGAGGCGUGGAAGCCCAUUGUUAACGCUGUGCACGCCAAGGGCGCAACAUUCAUCCUGCAGCUGUGGCAUGUCGGCCGCGCCUCACACUCAGAUUACCAGCCGAACGGGCAGGUGCCUGUGUCUUCAUCUGCUGUGGCCCCCUCGGGCCAGGUGUACACCCCCGAGGGGCUCAAAGAUUACGAGGUGCCACACGCGCUGACCGAGUCUGAAAUUGCUCAAGUCAUCGAGCAGUACAGGCAGGGGGCAGCAAACGCAAUCGAGGCCGGGUUUGACGGCGUUGAGGUGCACGGAGCCAACGGCUACCUCAUUGAUCAGUUCCUCAAGUCGAGCGUGAACAAGCGCACGGACAAGUACGGCGGCCCCAUCGAGAACCGCGUGCGCUUUGCCUUGGAGGUGACUAAGGCGGUGGUUGAUGAGGUGGGCGCUGACAGAGUGGGCAUCCGCGUGUCUCCCUUCGGCGGCUUCCUGGAUGCGGAGGACCCCCACCCGUACGCACUUCACACUUAUCUUCUCGAGGAACUGAACAAGAUGGGCAUUGCCUACGCCCACUUCAUUGAGCCACGCGCCAGCCAUUCCAUGGGUGUAGGCUCCCCCAACGCAGAAUUCAACUUCCAGUGCCUCGACCAGAACCUGGAUGUGUUCCGCCGCGCCUUCCACGGUGCAUUUAUUGCUGCGGGAGGCCACACGCGCGCAUCUGGCAUCGCGGCAAUCGAGAGCAACCAUGCGGACGCGAUUGCGUACGGCCGCCCCUACUUGGCCAACCCCGACCUUCUCAAGCGCUUCGAGCUGGACGCCCCUCUCAACAAAUAUGACAGGGAUACCUUCUACACACAGGACCAGGUUGUUGGCUACACGGAUUACCCAUUCCUGUCAGAGGCACAGAAUGGGAGCGCUUGAAUUUUGAGCAGCUCGCUUGCCAGUCAGCGGAGAACGCCGCAGCUAGAGAACAAUUCUGUUGUAUCUAAUGCCUUUGCCGCUGACCUGCCUUGCUGCUGAUCCUUGCCAAGGAAAUGUUGUGGUGCACCUUCCCAUUUGAUAGCUCAACCGAGCUGGUGUGCUUCUCCAUGCAGCCCAGACAUCGUCAUGGUGUGUGUAACUGUCUGGCAUGAUCGCUUGCCACUUCACCUGCUAUCAGGUAUCAUAGAUGUUCUAAUUAUGCCAUGGUAAUUUUGUCCUGUACAGUCCUGUACAGGACAAGAUUAUGCACAUGUAGCAGUGCAAAGUACAUAGUACCUGUGGACCAUAUGGGUGGGAACUCGACUGUAUGCCUGUCUAGACGAAUAUUUGUGAAUUGUACUCCACUUAUGACGUGAUGUAAGGCAUUGUUUUAGAGUUUUCAGCGUGUGGUAGACGGCCGACCAUUAUGGCCAGUGUAAGAUUGUGUCUACUAGACACUGUCUAGGUUGUGAGAUUUAUAAAUUUACAUCUGAUCUUCUCAAGCUGUA
Molecule: messenger RNA, 1844 nt
Organism: Coccomyxa subellipsoidea C-169
Lineage: Eukaryota; Viridiplantae; Chlorophyta; Trebouxiophyceae; Coccomyxaceae
Product: putative 12-oxophytodienoic acid reductase
Exons: 10
Coding region: 139-1296 (385 amino acids)
Molecular function (GO): oxidoreductase activity; FMN binding
Source: RefSeq, a predicted model, not a curated record